AUGAUCCACUUACAGCAUGGCGAUUCAUUAUUCUCACUACUGGAAAACGUUAGAAAUCCGGACGGUAAAGGUAACCACAUCGAAAAGAUAACAGUUUAUCGAGGACGUGGCAGGAUUCUUACUGGUAACUCGAAGCAUCUAAGUCAAGAGUCAUAUCUUUUGUUGCCUGACAGUCAAACAAAGCGACUAGUUGGCGACGCAAUUCCGCGUAAGGGAGUCGUAGUCUCUUUUUAUUCUCGUCCUAAGCCUACUAUACCUGACAAGAUUACGGCCCACAAAUCAGCAAAAGGGAUCAAGUUAAACCUUCCGGCUGAAUUAUUAGCAAAAGGCACCGUUCAGGACUUGCCUAUAUCUUUCUUCGAAGAACAUAACUUGAU
Messenger RNA from Amoebophrya sp. A25, 377 nucleotides. NCBI's taxonomy places the organism in Eukaryota, Dinophyceae, Syndiniales, Amoebophryaceae. The record is from the annotation of a GenBank genome assembly.